AUGGAAAGGUCGUCGGAGGUCAAUUUUUUACAAGCCGAACUAAAUGCAGUUAAUGCCCAAAAUGAACGUCUGGUUGAAGAAAAUGCACAAUUACGUCGAGAACUUCAAAAAUUAGCCGAUGAGGACCGAUCAAAGUCGACCCUUAAUGCAGAACUUAAAGUGAAGACCUUACAAUUAGAGAGUGAACGGGCACUUUUGGUUGAAGAGAAUGCUCAACUGCGACAAGAUAUCCAUCGUUUGACCCACGACGAAAGAUCACAAUCCACCAUGCACGUAGAAACGCGACUGAAGGCAUUCCAGUUGGAAAACGAACGCGACAACAUGUAUGAACAACUCGAGAAAUUGAAGCGCAAGUACAACCAGUUGCAUACAGCAUUUGUGGCCAAAGUGCAACGCUGCAAGGCCCUCGAAGAUGUGUUCAAUCGUCAGAAAACCCUGAACGGUCUGGUUAUGAAGUCGGCAAUAGCCCAGAGGGACAAAGAACAAUGUAUUGCGUUGGAAAAGCGACAUUCUACGAAGAAAGAUAAUUCGACUAUAGCCCACUUACAGGAUCAAGUCACAAAGUUGCAAGAUGAAUUAGCUGAGGCUCGGGAUAUAAUCGAUGAACUAGAUUUUGAAUUAGAAAGUAUUGAUAUUCUCGAAAUGGAAAAUCAACGCCUAAAGGAGGAGUUAAAUGCCUACAAGAAAGCAAAGCUUAAACUUAGGACAACCCCAAACCUCUAUCCCGAUGAACAUCAAGAUUCAGUAGACUCGGAAGCUCCACCAAGAUACUGUGAUUUAGACAAUACUGGCCGAUUUGAAACAGCAUCCAUAGCUUCAUCCCUGGCCGAAUCAUUUGCUGGCGACAUGGAUCCUGAGACCAUGGAAAGAGCCGCACUUACUGAGAGUUUGGUGCAAAUGGCCCAAGCCGAGAGUAAUUGUCUUCGUCGUGAGCUAUUGAAAUCGCGUCUUCGUAGGACAGUCCAGACGACAAGACCCACAAGUAGCGAUGCAUAG
Musca vetustissima is the source of this 996-nucleotide messenger RNA. Its product is annotated as flagellar attachment zone protein 1. NCBI's taxonomy places the organism in Eukaryota, Metazoa, Arthropoda, Insecta, Diptera, Muscidae. The record is from RefSeq and is a predicted model, not a curated record. The coding region runs from base 1 to 996 and encodes 331 amino acids. The transcript has 5 exons.